AUGCCAGGCUUGGAGGCAGCAGCAGUGGAGGGAUUCAGAACCUUGACUGAGACUAAAGCUUGGGACUAUGUUGUAGUAUGGAAGUAUGGCGAUGAUCCAACAAGAUUUAUUGAGUGGAUGGGCUGCUGUUGUGUUGGGGGAUGUAAUGGAGGCAAGAACGAAGAGGAAAAGGAGGAAGAACAUAGACUGGGUCGUAGAUGUAGGGAUAGUCACUAUCAGCAUCCAGUGAGAACCAAGGCUUGUGAGGCCCUUGCUCUGCUUCCUUAUACAAUGCCACUUUAUUCUGGUGUUCAUGGAGACGUGGCAAUAUCAAAACAACCUCAAUGGCUUUCCCAGGAUUCAACAGGAACGCAAGUUUUGAUCCCUAUUAUUGGUGGUAUUAUAGAGCUCUUCUCAGCAGAGACUGUACCAAAAGAUUCAAGGAUCAUAGAGUUGAUAACUGCACGUUGCUGUCUCCCUAUGAAAAAUGAAGCCAUUUCUGAACAUCCACCGUUAGAUUCAUGCUACCCACAAAGCUUAAUUUCUAGCAUACACACAUCUGCAGUAGAGCAGUGCAUCUCUCACCCAAGCAUUGAAGGAUCCUCCAGUGGAUCAUAUCCUUCAAAUGAAACUCCAAAAGAACAUCAAAGAGGUUUGGAUUUCCAGUGCGGCACUCUGGAAGAAGAUAAACCAGAGUUGGUCAGAAGACCUCAAAGGGAAUUCUAUACAUCUAAAAAUCUUGUCACAGAGAGGAAUAGGAGGAGCAGGAUAAAAGAUGGGCUUUAUGCUCUACGAGCUUUGGUCCCAAAGAUAACCAAGAUGGAUAGGGCAUCCAUUGUUGGAGAUGCCAUUGAUUAUAUAAAGGAACUGCAAGAACAAGAAAAAGGACUUAGACACAAGAUCACAGCUUUGGAAGAAGAGGAUCAUAGAAAGAACAAACCACAGUGGAGGAGGCCAAUAUUGAAGGAACAAAGAGGAACCAGAAGUUUGCAUCUUGAUGAGCCCAUCCAAAAUUCCUCUGAUUCCACAAAAAGGACCCAGAUGGAGGUGCAGGUUGAAGUGAACCAGAUUGGGAAGAGAGAGUUUCUUGUGAAGAUACAAUGUGAGAAGAAGAGAGGAGGGUUUGCAAGAUUGAUGGAGACUAUCCAUUUGUUUGGACUGCAGGUAACUGAUGCCAAUGUGAACGCUUUCGGUGGCGAAGUAGUGAAUAUUCUGACUGUUAAGGCAAAUAAGCUUGAUAUUCACCCAGACAUUUUGAGAGAUUAUUUAACUAAGCAAGCUGGUUCUCAAGAAAGAGGAGUUGAUGUUGAGUUCACGAAGGCUUAA
Molecule: messenger RNA, 1305 nt
Organism: Neltuma alba
Lineage: Eukaryota; Viridiplantae; Streptophyta; Magnoliopsida; Fabales; Fabaceae
Product: transcription factor ABORTED MICROSPORES-like
Exons: 8
Coding region: 1-1305 (434 amino acids)
Biological process (GO): regulation of DNA-templated transcription
Cellular component (GO): nucleus
Molecular function (GO): protein dimerization activity; sequence-specific DNA binding; DNA-binding transcription factor activity
Source: RefSeq, a predicted model, not a curated record